GUCUCCCUCCAACUAACUCGCUUCGUUGACCCAAAAUUUCUCUCUUCCGCUCUUUAUCUGGUCGCUAUCAUGGCUUGCCGUUCCAGGAGCCCGCGCGCGCGCAGGAAGCCCUAGAUUCAUCCGCCGCCUGAAAACUUUACUCGGCUCGGUCGUCGUUGUCUCGGCAUGGAGGUGAUCUCCCUAGACGUGCUCCUCCCAUCGUGGUGGGAGAUCGAGGUCACAUUUGCCGCUGCGCUUUUGGUGAUCGCCGUCUACUCGUUGUUUGGGAAGAUCGCAAGGCUUGGUUUUUGUGGUGGUAGUGGAGGAGGAGUUGGAAAAGAGGACGAUAGGCUUUUCGGCGGUGAUGAGAUGGCGGUUGCAAAAGACCCGCUCCUCAGGGAGUACGAUGACAAGGAGAAGAUGAGCCAUUUGAAAGGGGAUUCUCAAGUUAGUUCUUCCUAUGUUAUUAAGCUGGAACUGCUAGCUGCCAAGAACCUAAUUGGUGCAAACUUGAACGGGACAUCUGAUCCUUAUGCAAUAAUUACAUGUGGUGAUCAAAAGCGAUUUAGGUGA
Molecule: messenger RNA, 552 nt
Organism: Dendrobium catenatum
Lineage: Eukaryota; Viridiplantae; Streptophyta; Magnoliopsida; Asparagales; Orchidaceae
Product: BAG-associated GRAM protein 1-like
Exons: 3
Coding region: 166-552 (128 amino acids)
Source: RefSeq, a predicted model, not a curated record